GUCUAAUUCUCAUUGUCUAAUGCCCCAUAAUUUCCCACAACUGAAAAUUUAAAUUAAUAAAAAUAGAAAAAUGCUUAAAAUGCAUUGAAAUUAUAAAAAUUGAAUUCUGCCAAGUCUAUUUAUAGCGUAAAAGGCAGUUAAAUCUACAUACAUACAUUCCUAAUGCUGCUGUUCGGUGUAAGUGAGUGCUGUAGUUGCCAGAAGGAUGUUAUGUAAGCAUGUCUUGUUGUGAGCCACCUCCCUUUCUGUUCAAUCUCUGUAUUAACAAUUCAUCCACAAAAUGAAAAUGGUUGUAUUCCAGUAUUCCAUUCUGUAUGUCUUAAAAUGUUCUGUAGAGAGUCUCAAGGACUAAAAUAGCAUCUCUUAUGUAUUAACUAGUGAUGAUGAAGCAGAGAUUCCCUUCUUAAUCAUCUGGCCAAAUUCAUCGCUGGUGUAACUCCACUGAAGGCAAUUAUUUUUCAUGCCUUCUUGACAAAUCUUUCUCCCAUACCUUGACCCAUCAUGAUUAACCAAUAAACUGCUCAUGACUCAAACAAAUGUUUCUGGAUUUUAGGCUAUGAUUUAUAUAGUGAGUGUAUUUAAUGGUUCUUUUUUCUAUCUUGUCAGGGCUAGUUAUAGUCUACUUUCUUUCCGGGCUUGCACAAGCUUAAAUUUUUAGGUUACUGAAAAUGAUGCCCUUAAUUGCUCCCACAACAAAACAUGUAAGCCAUGUAGGGUGAACAGAGAAGCCUAUGUACUAGAAUGGUGUUUCUAGCUGUAGGUACAAGUAACUCAGAUUGUCAUAUACAAAAUACUUUUCUUUGUUGACCCAGCUUUUUAUCUUGGACCUAUAUUCAUCUGGUAACAAGCAUCUCUUUAUAUCUCCAGGCUUUGACAUUCUAGUACAAUGUAACCUAUCAUAUGAAGGCACAAAUCCACUAAAUAGUAAAAUGAGGGGAUUAUUUCCACUGCUCAUCUGUUAGCAGAGAUUUCUCUAAAUUGGAUCAAACUGAUUAAAGGUAUUAGAAUGACGUCUUGUAGAUCCAGAUCAACUCGUUUGAAAUUUUGAGACUGUUUCUCUUUUGCUUGGAAGUGACCACCAGAAAUAGGUGUAAGUGCUAUUUGCAAAUUAUCUCUAUUAAUGUGCAAUUGUUAAUUUGAAACGUCUGUUAUUUGCUUGCUUGGAUCCUAGGUUAGGGAACUCAAGAUGGAAGGACUGAAAAAUGGCUCACUUAAAGGUAUGCCAUGCAGAGCCUUUUUAAAGGCCUGAAUAGUUCUUUCUAAAUUUGCUCACAGUCAAGAAAAGGAGCAAUACCGUGGAAUCUUUCAAUAUCCAGUAUUACAAAGAUGGCACUACUAAAAGUUAAAUUCAACCAGAAGAAAAGGGUAAAACUAGCUCAGGGACUAUGGCUCAUGAACUGGUUUUCAGUAUUUGCAGGAAUCAUUGUUUUUAGCAUGGGAUUGUUCCUCAAAAUUGAGCUCCGGAAGCGAAGUGAAGUGAUGGACAAUUCUGAAAGCCAUUUUGUGCCCAAUUCUUUGAUAUUGAUGGGUAUAUUAUCAUGCGCCUUCAACGCUUUUGCUGGCAAAAUUUGCUAUGAUUCUCUAGAUCCAACUAAAUUUGCAAAGUGGAAGCCUUUGCUGAAACCUUAUCUGGUGUUAUGUUUCUUUUUUAACUUCUUAAUUUUUGUCAUUGCUCUGACUUGCUUUCUCAUGAGGGGCUCUCUGGAGACGACAUUAGCAUAUGGGCUAAAGAAUGGCAUGAAGUUCUAUAGGGACACUGAUACCCCAGGAAGAUGCUUCAUGAAGAAGACAAUUGACAUGCUCCAAAUUGAGUUCAGAUGCUGUGGAAACAAUGGUUUCAGAGACUGGUUUGAGAUUCAGUGGAUCAGCAACAGAUACCUGGAUUUUGGCUCCAAAGAAGUGAAAGAUCGAAUUAAAAGCAAUGUGGAUGGAAGGUACUUGGUUGACGGAGUUCCCUUCAGUUGCUGCAAUCCUAGUUCCCCAAGACCCUGCAUCCAGUACCAAGUCACUAACAACUCGGCUCACUACAGCUAUGACUACCAAACAGAGGAGCUCAACCUGUGGAACCGCGGCUGCAGGGAGGCACUUCUGCUCUACUACAGCAGUAUGAUGAGCUCCAUGGGUGGUGGUGUCCUCUUUGUCUGGCUUUUUGAGGUGUCUGUGAUGGUUGGUUUGCGUCUUUUGCAAACGGCUCUGGAAAGCAUCGCCAAUCCUGAGGAUCCCGAAUGUGAAAGCGAGGGGUGGCUGCUGGAGCAGAGCCUGACAGACACUUUCAAAUCCGCAUUAGAAAGUUUGAAAAAGAUUGGUAAGUUCAAUCAGGUGGAUGCAGGUGCUGAAGGGGCUGAAGGCGAGGAAGGUGGAAAGACUCCAGUCAUCUCAACAGUCAGUUGAGCUUCUCAACCGAGGUGGACUUUAUCAAAGAAAAA
Molecule: messenger RNA, 2426 nt
Organism: Dermochelys coriacea (leatherback sea turtle)
Lineage: Eukaryota; Metazoa; Chordata; Testudines; Dermochelyidae
Gene: PRPH2
Product: peripherin 2
Exons: 3
Coding region: 1327-2391 (354 amino acids)
Biological process (GO): visual perception
Cellular component (GO): membrane
Source: RefSeq, a predicted model, not a curated record